AUGCUUUGGAUGGUGCUGCUGAAGAGAUUAAGGCUGUUGUUGGAUGUUGAAGCAUCCAAAGGAGGAUCUAGCCCACAUGCUAACACUGCCACGGGGUCGUUUGGCAGUGGAUCUAAUACUGAAGCUUCCACUGAAGAGGAAGUAAACAAAGAAAGUACCCCUGAAGAUGUGGCUGAUUCUGAGCCAGAGAAUGAAGCUGGUGAGGACUCUGAGAAAACCACCAAUGAAGAACAGGACAUAAUGGAUGUUGAUGAAGUCCCUUCUGAAGAAGAUCUGCAACCUCCACCUACUCAGAAAGGUAUUGGGAGAAGACUGAGAAGCAGGACCACUACACCUGCACCUGCUGUCACCACUACCCCUGUUGUCACCAAGAAAACAAAGGACAAUACUCUGAAGCCUGUCAAGUAUGGUCCUAAGAAAGGAUGGAGCAAGCCUAUACCUCCUCCUGAAAAGAAAAAGGGUGUGCUGAAAAGGAAGAGUGUACCAUCAAGUGACUCUGAUUUUGAAGCUGAAAAGGAUGACUCAAGCAUCAAGCCUCCUGCUAAGAAGGCUAUGUCUGCUAAAAAGGCCUUGCCUCAAUCUGCUGCUCCUGACAUUGAAGACUUCCCUUGCAAAGAUAUUCUGGAAUGUGAAGAGAUUGUGAGUUUGAUCAAUGAUGCUGGAUUGAUCAAAACUGUGUGGGGCUUAGGCUCCUGCUAUGAGAAGCUGGUUAGGGAGUUUGUUGUCAACAUCCCUAUAGGUUGUGACAAUCCCUUGGACAAAGAAUUUCAGAAGGUAUAUGUUCGAGGAAAAUGUGUGACAUUUUCUCCAAGUGUGAUCAACAAGGUGCUGGGUAAUGCUGAUGAUCCUCACCCUGACAUAGAUGUAUCUGACAAUGUGGUCUGCAAAACUAUCACAGCUGAAAAGGUGAAAACCUGGCCCAAGAAGGAGAAGGUACCUGCUGUCAAGCUAACCCAAAAGUAUGCCAUCUUGAAUCGUAUUGCAUCUGUCAACUGGGUUCCUACAACACAUGCAUCUGACAUUGCAACAAAUCUGGUUGUGCAGCAUGCCAAGACCUCUGUCACCAAGCAACCCAUUGCAUUUCCAACCCUAAUCUGUGACAUCAUCUUGUCCCAACAUCCUAAUAUAAGGCAUGAGGAUGAGUCUGCUAAGAAAAGGGCAACACCUCUGGCCAUUCAUCAGAAGCUGUACAGUAAACAGCAUGCUCCAGAUAUUGUUGGACCAUCAAAUGCUGCUGCUGACACUCCUAUGACAAGGAAGGAGAUGAUUGCUAUGCUGGAAGCAAACUGUAAGGAGCUAGAUGAAAAGAAGUUGCAGUUUGAAAGGAUGAUACAUGCCCUCAGGGUUGAAGAGGCUGCAGCUCAAGCAGCUGAUGCAGGUGAUGAUGGUACUAGUGGUGAAGAAGAAGCUGACUCAGAUGCUGAAGGAGAAGAAAGUGAUUCAUCCCCAAGUGCUUCUGUGUAA
Messenger RNA from Trifolium pratense (red clover), 1464 nucleotides. RefSeq lists its product as uncharacterized. The transcript is spliced from 4 exons. The record is from RefSeq and is a predicted model, not a curated record. NCBI's taxonomy places the organism in Eukaryota, Viridiplantae, Streptophyta, Magnoliopsida, Fabales, Fabaceae. The coding region runs from base 1 to 1464 and encodes 487 amino acids.